Messenger RNA from Lutzomyia longipalpis, 1873 nucleotides. RefSeq names its product medium-chain specific acyl-CoA dehydrogenase, mitochondrial-like. The coding region runs from base 513 to 1769 and encodes 418 amino acids. Gene Ontology annotation, biological process: fatty acid beta-oxidation; medium-chain fatty acid catabolic process. Gene Ontology annotation, molecular function: medium-chain fatty acyl-CoA dehydrogenase activity; flavin adenine dinucleotide binding. The transcript has 4 exons. Lineage: Eukaryota; Metazoa; Arthropoda; Insecta; Diptera; Psychodidae. The record is from RefSeq and is a predicted model, not a curated record. Gene Ontology annotation, cellular component: mitochondrion.
UUAUAUAGUCAAGUCAGUGGAAAAAGCUUUUAAUCUCUUAUCUUUAUUUCAAAAUACGUUUUUGACCGAAAUUUCUUAAUUCUUUCCUGAUAAAAAAAAACCUCAAUUGAAAGCCAAUUCAAUUGCGUUGUCUGUCUACAAAAAUUUAUCAAGGAAUCUCAAUGGAAGAUAGCAGGGAAUGAAGGUAGAUCGAUUGGAUCACGAGCAUAGUGCAAAGUUAUUUGCUUUGUGAGUAAAAAAAAUAUUGGGGUGUACAAUAAUUCAACAUAGGGAACUUCUAUGAACCAAAAACAUUUUAUAUGGGAAACUCUGCGAUGAUUUCUUGAACACCCUGUUACUUUUACUCAUGCCAAUUCUCUCUCACUCUCUGCCACGGAAUUAAUUGUAGCUCAGUGAAUUGAGUCCAGUCUGUCACUCCAAUUCAAGUGAGAUUGUGUUAUUUUGUAAAUUUUCCUCGUUCAUUUAAUUUUAUUUGCAUCCCAGGAAGUAAUCCUUUCAAACAUCCUGCAAACAUGGCCUUUGUACAGCUUUCUCGCCAUUUGAAGACCCUUGGGCGUCGAUCCGUACCAUCCAUGGCUAGCCUGAGACACUCCUCAGGCUUCAGCAUGACCCUUACGGAUGAGCAGAAGGAGAUGCAGGAACUUGCAAGGAAAUUCGCAAGAGAAGAGAUUAUCCCGAAAGCAGCUCAUCACGAUAAAACCGGAGAAUUUCCCUGGGAUAUUGUCAAGAAAGCCCAUUCCCUUGGUCUUAUGAACGCCCACAUCCCACAGGAAUUUGGUGGUCUGCAGCUACCACUUUUCGAUAGUUGCCUUGUUACCGAACAACUCUCCUAUGGAUGCUCAGGCAUUGGCCUAGCUAUUGAGGGCACAGGACUGGGUCAAAUGCCAGUCAUUGCUUUUGGGAAUAAAGAACAAAAGCAAAAGUACCUGGGUCGCCUAGUUGAGGAGCCUCUUCUAGCAGCUUACUGUGUGACUGAACCAUCUGCAGGAUCAGAUGUAAAUGGUAUUAAAACAAGGGCCGAAAAGAAGGGUGAUGAAUACGUAAUAAAUGGCCAGAAGAUGUGGAUUACAAAUGGCGGUGUAGCCAAUUGGUACUUUGUCCUGGCACGAUCUGAUCCUAAUCCCAAAACACCUGCUGGCAAAGCUUUCACCGCCUUCAUUGUGGAUCGUGACACACCUGGCGUGACUCCUGGCCGUAAGGAGCUCAACAUGGGUCAGAGAUGCUCUGACACGCGUGGAGUAACCUUUGAAGAUGUGCGUGUGCCAAAGGAGAACGUUCUGAUUGGUGAAGGUGCAGGAUUCAAGGUAGCCAUGGGUACAUUUGAUGCCACACGCCCUAUUGUUGCUGCUGGAGCCACAGGGUUGGCACAGAGGGCUCUCGAUGAGGCCACAAAGUACUCCCUGGAACGAAAGACCUUCGGCGUGCCAAUUGCUUUCCAUCAAGCUGUGGCUUUUAUGCUUGCCGACAUGGCGAUUGGCGUGGAAACCGGGAGGGUUGCAUGGAUGCGGGCUGCUCAUGAAGUAGACGUGAAGAGUCCGCGAAAAUCCUACUAUGCCUCCAUUGCCAAAUGCUAUGCAUCCGAUAUGGCGAAUCGCGUAGCAACGGAUGCUGUUCAAAUCUUUGGCGGGAAUGGCUUCAAUACUGAAUAUCCAGUUGAGAAGCUAAUGCGAGAUGCCAAGAUCUAUCAGAUCUACGAGGGAACAUCCCAAAUUCAGAGAUUAGUAAUCUCCCGUGAAAUGCUCGAAGCUGCUAAGCGAAUGAAUAAUUAGGGAAAUUAAAUAGUUGGAAUGUAAUAAAAUGCAAAAAAUAUCAUUUUCUAUUUUGUGCAGGUGGUGAAUUUUUAUAAAAUAAAGAGGAUUUGUGAAAAAAGAAA